CAACCAGAAUUCGGAACCAAGCAAUGCACCGUCCCAAGGUAUUGCGAGGCCUAAACCCAAGACUCAAGAGUGGAAUGUGGUGACUUGAAGGUCCAAGAAGAAUUACCUGUGUCGACUGUUUCUCCUCUCAGUUGCUCUCGUGGUAUCUAUGCUUUGAAGGGAAAGGCCCGAAAGAACAAGCCCAAUACACAAGAGAUAUAAAUCACCUGUUUCUGAAUUCUGAUUCCUAAAACCCCAAAACCCUAAAUCAACAAGCUUAGCUCCAGUCUCCAGUACACUUGUCUGAAAUCAAAACCCAGAUUUCGUAGAAGCAUAGAAUCAAUCUACCUUUUCAAGUCAAUUCCAUGGAUGAUCAAUCUCAAAGAGGAAUAAUAUCUACUGCUGAGGGCGAGAGUAAAGAUUGGAUAAAUGAGCUUCCGGAUUGCAUUCUGUCAUCCAUACUUUCAUUGUUAACAAUAAAAGAUGCAGCGGUGACUAGCAUUGUAUCUCGCCAGUGGAGGAACCUUUGGAAGACAAGGCCUCCCAAUCUUGAAUUAGACAUUGUAAAUAUUUUUGGGUCCGUGUAUGCUCCUCUCAUUGAACCAUAUCGGUCCAUCUUUAGUGUUACAUCUUGUAGUCUUCAAUUCGACAGACAGUGCUAUAUAAAACGAGUGAAUGAAGUUUUGGAGCUCUACUCUGGCAACAAGCUAGACUCAUUCAAGGUGGCAUUCUUUUUUAAUCGAGAAUUUACUGAAGAUCUUGACAAAUGGGUUCGUUUUGCAAUUACAAAGGGAGCUCAAAAGCUGGAUCUUCAAUUAUUAAGAGGCGCUUUGGAUCCACAUGAUAAUUUUUAUGUUUUUCCUCACUGGAUCCUUGCAGAUUUGAACACAUCAACCUUAAAGCAUUUGUCGUUGCAUCGAUGUGUUCUAAAACCUCCUACUGAUUUUGACAGAUUCAUUCAGCUAGAAACUCUUUCUCUGAAUGACAUUGUAGUUGAUCCAGAAUUUUUGGCACGUCUUUUCUCUGCUUGUGUGCUUCUCGAAAGGUUCACCUUGAACACAUGUGACGUGCCCUCAAAUCUGAUUAUUGGUCCAUCCCUUCACCUGCAUGAUCUGAAAGUGCUCACGUGUUACCGAUUAGGAAGAAUAGAGAUUGAUGCAGUAAAUCUUUACUCCCUGGAAUAUGAUGGAUAUAAUACAGAGAUUUCUUUCAUGAGAACUCCACGGCUAGCAAGAUGUUUCUUUAAGGGAUGGUCUAUAGGUCCGGUACCUCAUGUGCUAACCCAACUCCCCCUGUGUUCUGAGCUUGCGACUCUUCAUCUGCAGAUCAGAAAUAAUUUCGAACAUAUACCCCAAACUUUUCCAACAUUGAAAAACCUAAAGCAAGUGAAGUUGGAUCUCCUCAUGCUUGACUUUGAACUUGGGAGUGUUCUAAAUAUUCUCAAGGCUGCACCACUUUUGGAAGAACUUAUAAUAACAACACGAGCUCCAGACUAUCACGGAGAGAUGAGGAGUCUUUCUACAUUCUCACAUAAUCAUUUGAGAAAAAUAAAGAUGCAGGGGUUCCAAGGUAUGUGGUUCGAGAUAGAGUUGGCCAUUUGCCUUCUUAAAAUUGCUACAAAGCUUGAGGUAAUGGUGAUUGAUCCACUUGGAUCAUACUAUGACGGUGAUGGAACGUGGGUCAAAAUGACCUGUUAUUAUCAGGAUGGGAAUGAAGAUGAGAACCCAGAGGAAUAUGAUGACACAGGAGAUGAAAAUGUGGACAAUGUGCCUUAUGAACUUUUACGUUGGCAAAAAAGAGGCAGGGCAGCAGUCCAAGAAAGGCUGAAAGAUGUAAAGACUGAUGCUCAAGUCUUCAUCCUCUAAUGGUUGUAAUUUGUAGAAUCUGUUUCAAGUGGGAACUAGGAAGUACCUAGCUAGGAUGAUCUUGAUGAUUAAUCUUUUAUGUAUCAUUCACAUGAUCGAUCUUGAAGAUGAAUCAUUUAUGUGAUCCGGAAAUUAUGUGGCUU
Rosa chinensis is the source of this 1987-nucleotide messenger RNA. Its product is annotated as F-box protein At5g03100. NCBI's taxonomy places the organism in Eukaryota, Viridiplantae, Streptophyta, Magnoliopsida, Rosales, Rosaceae. The record is from RefSeq and is a predicted model, not a curated record. Gene Ontology annotation, molecular function: protein binding. The transcript has 3 exons. Bases 345 to 1844 code for a protein of 499 amino acids.